AUGAUAAUUUUUGGAGCAGAUGUUACGCACCCUGAAAACGGAGAAGACACUAGCCCCUCAAUAGCAGCUGUUGUAACAUCCCCAGAUUGGCCUGAAGUGACAAAAUAUGCUGGCUUAGUGUGUGCUCAAGCUCACAGACAGGAACUUAUACAAGAUUUAUAUAAAACAUGGCAUGAUCCUGUUCGCGGCACUGUUAGUGGCGGCAUGAUAAGGGAUGGUGUAAGUGAAGGACAAUUUUACCAAGUUUUACUUUACGAGUUGGAUGCAAUCCGGAAGGCAUGUGCUUCCUUAGAACCAAACUAUCAGCCUCCAGUAACUUUCAUCAUUGUACAAAAACGACACCAUACUCGGUUAUUUCCAAACAACCAUAGGGACAGGAAUAACACAGAUAAGAGUAGAAAUAUAUUGCCUGGUAAGCUCCGCAUUCCUAAAAUGCAUUUGUGCAUAAGUUAG
This is a messenger RNA of Vicia villosa (hairy vetch), 453 nucleotides long. Its product is annotated as protein argonaute 10-like. The coding region runs from base 1 to 453 and encodes 150 amino acids. NCBI's taxonomy places the organism in Eukaryota, Viridiplantae, Streptophyta, Magnoliopsida, Fabales, Fabaceae. The transcript has 4 exons. Gene Ontology annotation, molecular function: nucleic acid binding. Gene Ontology annotation, biological process: regulatory ncRNA-mediated post-transcriptional gene silencing. Gene Ontology annotation, cellular component: cytoplasm. The record is from RefSeq and is a predicted model, not a curated record.